AUGAAAUACGUCAAUUUGGGUGAAAGUGGUUUAAAAGUUUCUCAACUUUGCUUGGGUUGCAUGAGUUUUGGAUCUUCCAAGUGGAUUCCUUGGGUUUUGGAAGAAGAGGAAUCAUUGAGAAUAUUGAAGAAGGCAUGGGAUUUGGGCAUCAACUUUUUCGACACUGCCAAUAUUUACAGCAAUGGAGAAAGUGAAAGAAUUUUAGGCAAGUUCAUUAAGGAAUUCAACAUUUCAAGAGAGGAAAUUGUGGUUGCUACCAAAGUUUGUGGACCAUUGGAUCAUUCUGGUGAACAAAAACUCAUUAUGAAUAGUAAUCAAGGUAAACCAAAUACUAUGGGUCUUUCCAGAAAGCACAUUAUGCAUGCAGUUGAGGAUUCAUUGCAAAGAUUGGGUCUUGAUUACAUUGAUUUGUACAUUAUCCAUCGUUGGGAUGAACAAACACCAAUUGAAGAAACUAUGGAAGCUCUCCAUGAUUUGGUUAAAUCUGGAAAGGUCAGAUACAUUGGUGCCUCUACUAUGUUUGCUUGGCAAUUUUCCAAAGCUCAACAUUAUGCUGAGAAGAAGGGAUUGACUAAAUUCAUUUCCAUGCAAAAUCUGUACAAUCUCAUCUAUAGAGAAGAGGAGAGAGAAAUGAAUCCAUUGUGUGUUGAUCAAGGUGUUUCACUCACACCUUGGGGACCUCUUUCUAAUGGAAUGUUAGCUCGUGCUCAUGAAUUUAGACAAAAUACUGAUAUUGUUCAAACCAUAUUUAAGGGCAAUUUGACUGAAGGUGAUAAGGAAACUUUGAGAAAAGUUUCUGAAAUUGCCAAGAAGAGAAACGUUUCUCCAGCUCAAAUUGCACUUGCUUGGUUACUUUCCAAACCUGGAGUUGUAAGUCCAGUAAUUGGUGCAACAAAGGCCAUUAAUGUUGAGCUCAAUGUUCAAGCACUGGAAAUUGAAUUGACUGAAGAGGAGAAGAAGAUUUUAGAAGGAGCCUACUCUGCAAAGGAAAUUCAAGGAAUGUUCAAAUUAAAUUAA
Naegleria gruberi is the source of this 1017-nucleotide messenger RNA. RefSeq lists its product as uncharacterized. The record is from RefSeq and is a predicted model, not a curated record. Bases 1 to 1017 code for a protein of 338 amino acids. NCBI's taxonomy places the organism in Eukaryota, Heterolobosea, Eutetramitea, Acrasida, Naegleriidae. The transcript has 3 exons.